AUGGAAUAUGCAAACAAGAGGUUGCUGCCAUUAAGAAUGGUGAUGUGCUUGGUGCUACUAGUGGUGUACACCACCAUGAGUUCUUCUACUCAAGCAUGCUCAACCAAUGGUGGAGAUUGCAGGAACUGUAUUGCAAAGGCGAUGAGAAAAGAUUGUCCAAAGUGUGCACCAAUCAUGAGGUGCAUGGCUAGAUGCUUGUGGGCGAAUACACCAAAGUCCAAGUGUGUGAAGCAGUGCGACUGUAAUACUGGAUCCUAUCCAAAACUUUCUGAUUGUAAGAGUUGUUUGUUACAGUGUAAAUGCAUGUGUGCUGUGUAUUAG
Lactuca virosa is the source of this 321-nucleotide messenger RNA. The record is from the annotation of a GenBank genome assembly. NCBI's taxonomy places the organism in Eukaryota, Viridiplantae, Streptophyta, Magnoliopsida, Asterales, Asteraceae.